UACUGUGAACAAGCCUUUUACGACUCUAAUUCUUCCAUGUUUGAGUGGGUCCUAAGUCUGUUUGUCUUGCCGGAAGGGGUAGGGAAACUUUGCUUUCCAGUCAUUGCCAAGGAAUUCUUGAUAAUGAGUUGGAAGACAACACCAUGUGAUUCCCCUCUUGAACCCAUGUCUCUCUCAUUACUGAUCGGACCCCAGCAAUUGCUCCUUCACCUCUCAUUCCCCACUUAAUAGAGUAUCAUUUCCCUUGUAUCCCUUACAUCUAUAUAUACAAGUAAGAAUAAGUUCAUUGGCAACACUUAUCUUCACAUUCUCAAGUCCAAAGUUGUUUUAACUUCACUUUCCAAGUUCUUUGAGAUCUUUCUAUUCUUCCCUUCCAAAGGCACACAUCCAUAAAAAAGAAACCAUGCCUAUCCGCUUGCCUCGUAUUGUUAGUGCUAAGAAAGUUCCCAAGGGCUACUUUGCAGUUUAUGUUGGAGAAAACCAGAAGAGGUUUGUGAUACCGGUGUCAUUCCUGAACCAGCCUUUAUUUCAAGAUUUGCUAGGCUUAUCGGAAGAAGAAUUCGGAUACAAUCAUCCCACUGGCGGUCUCAGAAUUCUCUGCGAUGAAGACGUCUUUCUUGAUGUUACCUCUCGCUUGAAUUGA
This is a messenger RNA of Durio zibethinus, 643 nucleotides long. Its product is annotated as auxin-induced protein 15A-like. The record is from RefSeq and is a predicted model, not a curated record. Gene Ontology annotation, biological process: response to auxin. Lineage: Eukaryota; Viridiplantae; Streptophyta; Magnoliopsida; Malvales; Malvaceae.